Messenger RNA from Drosophila elegans, 1047 nucleotides. RefSeq lists its product as uncharacterized. The record is from RefSeq and is a predicted model, not a curated record. Lineage: Eukaryota; Metazoa; Arthropoda; Insecta; Diptera; Drosophilidae. The transcript has a single exon. The coding region runs from base 417 to 953 and encodes 178 amino acids.
GAUCUCAAUAACGAUGUAAAUACUCCAUAAAUACUCCAUAAAUACUAUAAAUGUAAAUAAUCAAGUGGCUACUGAUUACUUUUAUUCUAAUGGUCUGACAUGUUAAAGAAACUUAGGUUCAUCUAUGUUACUACUACAUAAAUACUAUAGAUAUAAUUACCAAGUACAAACUGGAUAUUUUUUGGUUUUUAUGAGUGUUGCCAAAUGUUGGAUCUUUAGUUAGAUCUUUGAAUUGAUUUUCGGAAAAUCUUCUUCUGUGCGCAAUUACUAUAAAGUUUCAGAUGGUUAUUUACUUUCUAGAGAUUUCCUAGAUCUGUAGUGCCUUGAGCUUAGUUUCCCUUUGCAUAAUCACUUCUGAAUUCGUUUGAGUAAGUUCUUUCCCAGAUUUUUCCAAAUUUGUUAUUGCUGAAUGCAUUAUGUUUGGCGGAAACGAUGAUGUGGAUACAUUCUACGAUUGCCGAAGUGACGAAGAGUGUUCGCCGGAAUCGGUAGUGGGUGGUGGUGAUGAGGUUAUCUGCAAACAGGCUCCCCGAUUUGAUGAUCCCGUGGAGAUUCGGGCCGUGCUGGAACGAGCAGCCACUGCCACACAGCGGCUUUUAAGGUGCUAUGGCGGCACCGAUUUUUGUGUGCCCCCUCGUCCAACGAUGACCCGGUUCUACCCGGCCACACUGGAGGUCAGUGCCCGUCUCCACACCGAUGACAAGUGUCCCUGUCCCAAGGACAGGCAAUGCAAGUUGAUUGGCGACCCGGUGACCCUCAAGCUGCCCAUCGAACUGAAUCCGGAGAGCGGCCAGGUCAAGGUGAACAUCUUCAAGCCGAAGUCAAUUGGCACCUUCUGCGGCUGCAAUGCACCCAAAAAUCAGAGCAGACCCAAGAGCAGGAGGUCCAGUGUGCGAUGGAGCACUCAGGAACACGUUUGCUCCGAUGGCCAGGAGCCGAAUCAAAGCUCGUGAAUUCCACUGAUUGCAAAUACCAUUCCAUGUCCCCAAAGUGAUUGCUUCUCUUCAAAAUUUAUUAACCAUUAAAUUGAGCAAUGUUUAGAACAAA